AUGUCAUCAGAAAUACGGAACUCGAAGGCCCCGUUGUCCGCUAUUCGCCGUCUCGCCUACUUAUCAACAGCAGCACGGCUGCCCGGGGCACUCGUUCACAGUGCCCCAAACACCUUGACAAUACGCAACAGAGAAGAUCAUGCACGCAGACGCCGUAUCCUGAGUCUUGCCUUCUCUGAUGCACAAUUGCGCGCCUAUGAAGCUAUCCUCCUCCGUCACAUCGACACGCUUUGUCUCAAUUUGUCUGACAAUGCAAAGUCUCAGGCAUCGAGCUCUGGGUCUGAGGCACUGGACAUGUCUCACCAGUGUGACUACUUCACCUUCGAUAUCAUGUCAGAGGUCAUCUUCGGUAUGAAAUACAACGCCCUCAGAGAGCCAAAGUACCGCUUUGUUAUGUCAGCCUUAGAGGCAUCCAACGUCCGUAUCAGUGCCUUGGUCCAAGCUUCGAGUCUUGCGCUUGGAAGGAUCGACAAGUAUCUGUUCGCCGAUUCCAUCAAGUCCAGGAACAAGUUCCUCGGGUUCCUUGGUUCUCUCCUGAAAAGCAGGGCGAAGGCUUCGUUCUCUGACAAUGGCAAUGUCUUCUCAUAUCUUGAAACUGCCAAGGACCCGGACGGCGAGUCAACACUCAGCAAGUCUGAGAUACGAGCAGAAUCAGCCACAUUAGUGGUUGCCGGUACGUUUAUUCACUGUUAA
Colletotrichum chrysophilum is the source of this 693-nucleotide messenger RNA. RefSeq names its product Cytochrome P450 monooxygenase apf8 (gene APF8). Bases 1 to 693 code for a protein of 230 amino acids. The transcript has 4 exons. The record is from RefSeq and is a predicted model, not a curated record. Lineage: Eukaryota; Fungi; Ascomycota; Sordariomycetes; Glomerellales; Glomerellaceae. Gene Ontology annotation, molecular function: iron ion binding; monooxygenase activity; oxidoreductase activity, acting on paired donors, with incorporation or reduction of molecular oxygen.